Dermacentor silvarum is the source of this 2139-nucleotide messenger RNA. Its product is annotated as elongation of very long chain fatty acids protein 4. Gene Ontology annotation, molecular function: fatty acid elongase activity. Gene Ontology annotation, cellular component: endoplasmic reticulum membrane. Gene Ontology annotation, biological process: fatty acid elongation, polyunsaturated fatty acid; sphingolipid biosynthetic process; very long-chain fatty acid biosynthetic process. The record is from RefSeq and is a predicted model, not a curated record. Bases 149 to 1027 code for a protein of 292 amino acids. The transcript has 2 exons. NCBI's taxonomy places the organism in Eukaryota, Metazoa, Arthropoda, Arachnida, Ixodida, Ixodidae.
ACAAAGUCGUCCUGAUAUUAAGAGGGGCCGGGAGAACGGUUAAGCGUUUCAGUUACUCCAGAGCAGCCACGCGCGAAAAUACUAAGCCGUGAUAGCAGCCCAACUUCGGAAUUCAAGCACGAUCACCGCUUUUCUCAAUCUCGCAAAGAUGUCGACGCUGCUGAACCCUAUCAAGCUGCUCGACAACAUCGAGCAGCACUGGGACCCUCGCACCCGGCACUACGGCAUGGUGCUGAACCCGUGGUUUGUGUUCCCGCUCAUCUUCUCCUAUGUGUACUUUGUUCGCUUCGCCGGUCCUCGAUGGAUGCAGAAGCGCGACCCUUUUCCCAUCACCAACCUGGUUCGGGUCUACAACGUGGCCAUGGUGGUGUUGAACGCCACUUUCCUUUACCAAGUGCUGCGUAUCACAUACCUGCCCGGCGGUAGUUACAGCCUGUGGUGCCAGGGCGUCACGGGCCGAGCGGAUGGCGCGUCGGCGGCCGUCUACCAGUCGGGCUGGUGGUACCUGCUGGUGCGCUACGCGGACUUCUUGGACACCGUCUUCUUUGUGCUCCGCAAGAAGUUCAACCAGGUGUCGCACCUCCACGUCAUCCACCACGUGUUGGUGGUGUUCAACGCAUGGUUCUGGGCCAUGUUCGCGCCCGAAGGCCAGCCCGCGCUGGGACUCUGUAUCAACACAUUCGUGCACGUGGUCAUGUACUCUUACUACUUCCUCUCCACGUUUGGGCCUGAAGUGCGCAAGCACCUCUGGUGGAAGCGCUACCUGACCCAGCUGCAGAUCAUCCAGUUCGUCGUGUUCAUCUUCCACAUGUCGAUCCCUCUCUUCGUCGACUGCGGCUUCCCCAACAUGUUGGCGCCAUUUGCCAUCGCGCAAGCGGCGUUCGUCUUGGGCAUGUUCAUCAACUUCUACUACCAGACCUACAUCAAGCCGAGGAAAGCGCAGGCAGCCGCGAAGGACGUCGCAGGAGCCGCUGCCAGCGGCAAGGGGGUCACAAACGGGACGACGCACACGCUAAAGAGAGACUAAAAACUGACUUAGUGAUUCAAGGGACUGUGCGACAAAGUGCCAGGAGUUCACUGCGAGUGGAGUGUGCAACUGCUUAUUUCAGACUUUGGUAUAUAUUUAAACGUCUGGCGAGGGCCGGCUGAUGUACUUACGAGAAAAGCGAGUGUUAUGGAAGUAACACAAUUACAGUCGCCGUUCCAGCGUGUUGAAAUCUGUUAUUGUUAAACCGAGUAACUAAGCCUUGGUAAUGAACCUAAGCCGUCAAGUAGGAGACAAAGUUCAUACACAAGAAUACUCAUUUACGGCUUCCUUUUCGUAUGCUGUUGUGAGCGAAAAUUACCUGAGAGAGUAGAUGUCCACAGGCAAGAAUUUCGAUCAUUUCUUUCGUCUUCUUCAUAGAAUUUCAUAUUUGUGUCCACUAUUUCAUAACCAUGCUGUCUACGCUAUUUUAUCAAAGACAUCCAUCAGCUUCACUUGAAUAAAUUAGCUCAGGAAUCGCCCCAACCGGUCAAGUAAAUGCGAGGAAUAAGCAUGCCUUCAAUGACAGCCUACAACACCAGUAUACCGGCGUAUGAAACGUGCAAUGGGUCAUCCAUUCUUUUGUGUAUGUGCAAGCUGUCAUAACGUAUCAAAGUAUACGUUCUUAACAUGACAAUGUGGUUAAAGCAGGUCAUUAUUUAUGUCAUUCAGUGCGCACUAUUACCGGUGCAAAUAGACAAUGUUCAGGAUAAUGGACCGUGAGUCAAGUUUAGAUUUCAUUUGAGUCAGCCUUGUGCAAGGCUGAGACAUGGCCCAGCGCGUUUCUGUUUUGACUGUGUACUAGUCAAAUCUGUUGAGAAACAGAUGUGUCUGACGAAACUGUGCGUGUGAAGUGUAGAUGAAUUCGCUGAAAUACACACUUAAACUUGGAAUUAAGGUCAUUCGUCCAUUUCGGUGCUGUUAAAAAUAAUUGUCUGACUUCAAUCCUAAAUUUCCUGACUUGUAGCGUCAAACAAGUGUAAAGCUGGGUAACACGAAAUCUGUACGGAGUGACGACUUUACGUGAUUAGUACGUAUCAUUACUGUGUUUCGAACUCUACAGUAACAUGUGUGAAUUUGCGUGCAAUGUGCGGAAUAAAUGUUAUUCGUUAGUG